UUGCUAGGGUUCCACUCUUGCUCCCCUUUCCUUUUCGGAUAGGCACUCUUGCUUCGUCACUUUCCCAGUCUGCGGGUCUUUUUGGCUUCCCCUUCCCCAGUGUCCCGAGGGCUUGAGAGAGGAGAAAGAGGCGGAGGUUCGCUCCAGGGAAGCAGUAGUGGGACGGGCUCUGACAGCCUCUCCCCCGUCCUCCACCCCCAGCCACGCCCCCGCAGCUCCCCGCGUGUCCCCGUGGCAGUUGGGGCCGGUGGCUGGAGCACCACACACCUCCUGCCUAGGGGGGCGUGGGAUGGGGGAAGGGGAGGGAAACGGAGAGGGGCGCAGGCACCAACUAGUGGCUACCGCACACUUCAAAAAGCGUCCCCGGGCUGCGCUAUACUCCCGCAUCCCGGGAACUUCAGAGCGCCACGCGCCCGCCUUCUCUCCUUCCCUCCCUGCUUUCCCCAGACCUUCCCCUCUUGACUGGCCUGCAGCCGGCCCCCCGCGGUGGCCAUGACCCGGGCGCUCCACUUCGCGCUCCAGCAGGCUCUGUUGCUCUUCGCCAUCGCCGCUUCUCUCUCGGCAGGAUUGAAGUGUGUGUGUCUGUUGUGUGAAUAUUCAAACUUUACCUGCCACACUGAAGGAGCAUGUUGGGCCUCAGUCAUGCUAACAAAUGGAAGAGAAGAGGUGAUUAAAUCCUGCGUCUCCCUCCCAGAACUCAAUGCUCAAGUCUUCUGUCACAGUUCUAACAACAUUACAAAGACAGAAUGCUGCUUCACAGAUUUUUGCAACAAUAUUACCCUGCACCUCCCAGCAGCUGCAGCAUCUCCAAAAUUACAAAAACUAGGACCAGUGGAGCUGACCAUAAUUAUUACCAUACCAGUUUGCCUUUUGUCUAUAGCUGCAAUGUUGACUAUAUGUACUUGUCAAGGACGUCAAUGCACAUAUAAAAAGAAAAAGAGGCAAAAUGUGGAAGAACCCCUGAAUGACUGCAAUUUAGUAAAUGCUGGCAAAACUCUUAAAGAUCUUAUUUAUGAUAUGACUACAUCUGGGUCUGGAUCUGGCUUACCUUUAUUGGUUCAGAGAACAAUUGCAAGGACAAUUGUACUUCAGGAAAUAGUAGGAAAAGGUAGAUUUGGUGAAGUAUGGCAUGGCAGGUGGUGUGGGGAAGAUGUGGCUGUGAAAAUAUUUUCCUCAAGAGAUGAAAGAUCUUGGUUUCGUGAGGCAGAAAUCUACCAAACAGUUAUGCUGCGACAUGAAAACAUCCUUGGCUUCAUUGCUGCUGAUAACAAAGAUAAUGGAACUUGGACUCAGUUGUGGCUUGUUUCUGAAUACCAUGAGCAGGGCUCUUUGUAUGACUAUUUAAAUAGAAACACAGUGACAGUGGAUGGCAUGAUCCGAUUGGCACUUUCAGUAGCCAGUGGUCUGGCCCAUCUACAUAUGGAGAUAGUAGGAACACAAGGCAAACCUGCAAUUGCUCAUCGAGAUCUAAAAUCAAAGAAUAUUUUAGUGAAAAAAUGUGAAGCCUGUGCCAUUGCAGACUUAGGACUAGCUGUGAAGCAUGAUUCAGUACUGAACACAAUUGACAUCCCUCAAAAUCCCAGAGUGGGGACAAAGAGGUAUAUGGCUCCUGAGGUGCUUGAUGAUACAAUGAAUAUGAAUAUCUUUGAAUCCUUCAAACGUGCUGACAUAUAUUCUCUUGGCUUGGUGUAUUGGGAGAUAGCACGGAGAUGUUCAGUUGGAGGAAUCACUGAAGAGUACCAAUUGCCUUUCUAUGACAUGGUGCCUUCAGAUCCCUCAAUAGAGGACAUGAGGAAAGUUGUUUGUGAACAGAAAUAUAGACCAAAUAUACCAAACCAAUGGCAAAGUUGUGAGGCACUCCGAGUAAUGGGUAGAAUAAUGAGGGAGUGUUGGUAUGCAAAUGGGGCAGCUCGAUUGACAGCUCUGCGUGUUAAGAAGACCAUUUCUCAACUAUGUGUAAAAGAAGACUCCAAAGUAUAAGUGAUAUUUGGCGUUAAAAACGAAUCUUUUAAAAAAUUGUGAAUUUUUUUUUGCUUUGUUGUUUUUCCUUUGCUCUACCUCAAAGAUAUACAGUACAGUAUUUAAGUACCCAAAGUACAGCCCUGAAACCCUACUUUGAAGUUCAGUGCUGGCAGGGCAACUUUUGGCUGAUCUUGUCUUUAUGUUGUCUUUUAUUUUGAAUAGUACCUCAAUAACUUUUCCCCCUUAUAGUUAUUAAUAAAAUAGCUUAAAAAUGAGCUAAGAAGAAAUGUGACACAUAAAUAUGCUUUAUUAAAUCUUUUUCUACUUGAAACAAACACAGAAGAAUCAAAACAUUUUAAAAUAGGCAUUUUAUUCUAAGGACCUAACUAAUUGAGAAUGCUAAGUAGUUUUCCCUCAAUUCUCCAUGUUUUUUCCCCAUAAGCAGGAUAGAUUGUUUAGUUUGUUUACAAACUAGAUAGAUUGUUUAGUUACUGUAUUCACAGCUUAAUUACAAAACAAAGAAGAAUGAGAUAUUUCACAGAAUUGGUAAUAGAACUAGGUGAUCUUUCAGAUUUAUCUAUUUGAUGUUUUCUUCAUAAAACAUCCAUCACUCCAUUUUUUGUAUUAUCAGCAGUAUUACUCU
Dromiciops gliroides (monito del monte) is the source of this 2605-nucleotide messenger RNA. RefSeq names its product activin A receptor type 1C (gene ACVR1C). NCBI's taxonomy places the organism in Eukaryota, Metazoa, Chordata, Mammalia, Microbiotheria, Microbiotheriidae. The transcript has 9 exons. The coding region runs from base 493 to 1980 and encodes 495 amino acids. Gene Ontology annotation, biological process: protein phosphorylation; cellular response to growth factor stimulus; nervous system development. Gene Ontology annotation, molecular function: ATP binding; activin receptor activity, type I. The record is from RefSeq and is a predicted model, not a curated record. Gene Ontology annotation, cellular component: plasma membrane; activin receptor complex.